Messenger RNA from Galdieria sulphuraria, 3527 nucleotides. RefSeq names its product acetolactate synthase large subunit. Gene Ontology annotation, cellular component: peroxisome. Lineage: Eukaryota; Rhodophyta; Bangiophyceae; Galdieriales; Galdieriaceae. The transcript has 2 exons. Gene Ontology annotation, molecular function: ligase activity; thiamine pyrophosphate binding; magnesium ion binding. Gene Ontology annotation, biological process: fatty acid alpha-oxidation. The record is from RefSeq and is a predicted model, not a curated record. Bases 112 to 3411 code for a protein of 1099 amino acids.
CUCCUGCAAGUAAAAUUUUUCAGAAGAGAAAUUUUGAUUGCUUUUCUUCCCACUGAAGUGGACGAGUUUCUUCCGUUGUUGUUCAGUAAUUGUGUAAAGUUAAUUUUCAGAAUGAAUGACGUAUUGAGAAAUAUUCCAAAUACCUCGUCACCAGUAGCGAACAAUGUUGCAGUAGGAAUUGCCGGAACAGACAACAUACUUUCCUAUUCGCAGUUACGUGACUCAGUUGCAAGGGUUUGUGAAGAGAUCACGAAAGUAACUCAAAAGGGCGAUGUAAUUAGUUUGAUAUUACCCAACUCUGUGGAGUUUGUUGUUUCCUUUUUGGCUGUUACGUGGGCCGGUGCUAUUGCAGCACCCUUGAAUGAAGCUUACAGAAAAGAUGAGUUUUUGUUUUAUCUUCAAGACGCUGGAGCAAAGGCAAUAAUAGUCAUACAAGAUCAAGCGUCAAAGGAAGCCCUUGAUGCUGCGGAAUCUUUGAAGUUACCCAUUUGGUCUUUGUCGAAAUUUAUUGCCAAUUCGAGAGACAUCUCUAUCCAGAUACCAAGUUCCCAAUGGAAUGGAGCACAAAGUACUACUGGAAGUAGUAGGGCUUUGCCAGAUGAUGUUGCAUUGUUUCUUCAUACAUCAGGGACCACUUCAAAACCCAAAGGAGUUCCCUUAACUCAUAAGAAUUUAAUGACUUCCAUUCGAAACAUUAGUAAAACUUACGAACUUUCUGACUCCGACGUGACUUUAUUGGUUAUGCCUUUGUUUCAUGUCCAUGGCUUAAUGGCGGCAUUAUUAUCAACACUUGCUACCGGAGGACAAGUUUGGAUACCUGGAGAAGGAAGGUUCUCUGCUUCGAAUUUUUGGAAGCAUUGUGUACAACACAAAGUGACCUGGUACACUGCAGUGCCUACUAUUCACCAAAUUUUAGUUUCUCGAGCAGAACAAGACUAUCCCAAGUCCAAUCCGCCACCUUUACGCUUUAUCCGAAGUUGUAGUUCUUCAUUAGCACCUAAUAUUUUGGAUAAGAUGGAGAAGCUGUUUAAUGCACCCGUAUUGGAGGCAUAUGCAAUGACCGAAGCCUCACAUCAGAUGACUUCCAAUCCUCUUCCCAAGAAUGGAAAAAGGAAACCAGGAUCUGUGGGUAAAGGUCAGAACGUAGAGGUUGCUAUACUAUCGGACAAUUGUGAAAUUCUUGGACCCAAUAAGGUUGGUGAGGUUUGUAUUCGUGGAGAGAAUGUCACCAAAGGUUAUUUGAAUAACCCAAAAGCAAAUGAAGAGGCUUUCGCUGGUGGUUGGUUUCACACUGGUGAUCAAGGAUAUCUGGAUGAGGACGGUUAUCUUACUUUGACUGGGAGAAUAAAGGAGCUUAUUAACCGUGGUGGGGAGAAGAUAUCACCUUUGGAGGUGGAUGCAGCUCUCUUAUCGCAUCCGAAUGUUUCGGAAGCAGUUUCUUUUGGUGUCUCAGAUGAAAAAUACGGUGAAGAAGUGGAAGCUGCAGUUAUCUUGAAGGAUAAGUCUCGUGGAACAACUGAGAAGGAUAUUACGGAGGAUUGCAAGAGUCGUAUUGCAUCCUUUAAAGUUCCAAAGAAGAUUUACAUUGUGGAUGAUUUUCCUCGAACAGGUUCCGGUAAGAUUCAAAGACGAAUUGUAGCGCAAAAUAUAUUGGAACAAUUUGGUUCACAGAAUGAUGCUUUAAGAACAUCAUCAAAAAAUACCAAUCAAGGGAACGAGACAAAAUCCGAGCCUUCCACAACUGUCGACGGUUAUCAGUUGGUGGCAAAGAUACUAAAGUGCUUAGGAAUAAAUGCUGCAUUUGGAGUCUUGGGUAUUCCAGUGACAAAGUUGGGAAUAUGCUGUCAACAGGAGCAAAUUCGUUUUAUUUCUACUCGCCAUGAACUUCCCGCUAGUUACGCUGCAGGAGCUUUUGGAUACCUUCAGCGAAAACCUGGUGUUUGUGUGACAGUUUCUGGUCCCGGUUGUUUACAUGCAUUGGCAGGCUUGGCUAGUGCCACAGUAAAUUGCUUUCCAAUGAUUUUAAUUAGUGGAGCUGCAGAAAAUUCGCAAGUUGAUCGCGGUGCUUUUCAAGAAUGUGAUCAACUUCGCGCUGCACUUCCUCAUGCCAAGCAAGUAUUUCGGGUAGAAGAUAUUGGAGAAACUGCAAGAUAUCUUUGUCGAGCAUAUCACGUAGCUUUAAGUGGUCGUCCUGGUGGUGUUUACAUUGAAUUCCCUUCCAACGUACUUCAUCAAAGAUUGCAAGCAAACAAUGUGGAAGACUUGUUGUCAUUUAGUAAUGAUUUUAUUUCUUCUCCACGGAAUUUGCCAACACCAACGCCUGAUGUUAUCGAUCGAACUGUUCAGUUGUUAAAAAAGGCAGAAAGACCUCUUAUUGUGAUUGGAAAAGGGGCCAAUUAUGCCUGUGCAGAACAGGAACUUUCUCAGUUCAUCAACAAUUUGAACAUUCCAUUUCUAGCCACUCCUAUGGGAAAAGGUUGCGUUCCUGACUCACAUCCUCUCAGUGCUUCCGCUGCUCGUUCUUUGGUUUUGAAAGAAGCAGACGUUGUAUUUUUAGUUGGAGCGCGUCUUAAUUGGAUAUUGCAUUAUGGAAAGCCACCUCGUUGGUCAGAUAAUUGCAAGUUUAUUCAAUUGGAUAUAUGCGAAGAAGAAUUCCAUCGCAAUGCUAAUAUCACCAUGCCCAUAUUUGGCGAUAUUCAAGAAAGUCUGAAGCUUAUAAACGAGGCAGUUACGAGGGAACCUUUCCAAGUACCCAAAAGCUGGCUCAAUAAAGUUCGACAGAAAUGUGAAGAAAAUGCCAGAAAAUUGGAACUUCGUCUACAAGAAUGGAGAACACCAUUAGAUUUCCAUUGUGCACUCAAUGCAAUGCGAGUGGUGAUUAUGUCUUUACCCAACCCAAAACCGAUACUUGUAAGCGAAGGUGCGAAUACUAUGGAUUUUGGAAGGCUCAUUCUUCCAGUAGAAGAACCUCGUUCCAGACUGGAUGCAGGAACAUGGGGCACGAUGGGUGUUGGAAUGGGCUAUGCCAUUGCAAGCUCAGUUAGCUAUCCAGGUCGAUCUGUUAUUGCUCUCGAGGGAGACUCUGCCUUUGGUUUUAGUGGCAUGGAAAUAGAGACCAUCAUUAGAUAUAAUCUUCCUAUAGUUACAGUUGUUUUUAAUAACAAUGGAAUCUAUGGCGGUACUGAAAAAAGUGCAGAUCCCUAUGAUCCUGCCCCGACUAGUUUUGUUCCAAAUGCUCACUAUGAAAAGAUUGCAGAGGCUUUUGGAGGAUUGGCUUACUGGAUUGAGACUGCAGAACAGCUUGGCAAGGCGUUACGAGAGUCUUUGGAAGCGAAGAAACCGGCACUUUUGAAUGUGGUUAUCGACCCAUCAGCUGGUACAGAAAGUGGUAGUCUUACAUCCCACAACUAACGUAGUGUUUGUAUUCGAACAUGUGAUACUUGUAGAACCUAUCCAUUCACAUUAAAUGCCUAGAACUCUAUGGAUAUAUCUCACAAUAAAUCAUUAGUUUUGUGUUUGCAGACUUC